UGGCUUUGAGGUCCAAACCCCCAGACCACGUGGCCUGCUCUAAUUUCCCAGGCCCUGAUCUGUUCCUGGCUCCUAAUGACGCAGCCGGUAAUAGGAUUGUGGCUUCCCUCUGGGGCAGACACACAGGCCAUGGCCGUGGGGCUGGCGACUGGUGCUUAGCAACCCUGACCACCUGCCUGCUGAGCAGCCAGUGCCCCUGGCUGGGACGCCGAGCCCCCGGCUGGCCUCACGUGCAUGGAAUGGUGCUGUGCUUUGUGCCAGCAGACUGGGCUCACCAUGGUGCCAGGCGCCGUCCUGGCACGAGGGAGGGAUGUGUGUAAGCGGAACGGACUGCUCAUCUUGUCUGUGCUAUCUGUCACCGUGGGCUGCCUUCUCGGCUUCUUCCUGAGGACCCGUCGCCUAUCACCACAGCUGUCAGGUUCUGGACAUGUGACUCUGGAGACAGCUGAUGGGCGAGGAGACCUAAUCCAAGGCCCCAAGGGUAGGCUAGACCCAGCGGCCUGUGAGGAAGCCAAUGAAAUUAGUUACUUCCAGUUUCCUGGAGAGCUCCUGAUGAGGAUGUUGAAGAUGCUGAUCCUGCCACUGGUGGUCUCCAGGGACUGUAAAGUCUGUAAAGGCAGAGACAGUAGUCUGCUGAGGUUCCACUCUGGACCUAGCCAAGUGCCUGGCACAUACUUGAUGUCUGGCCUCGCCUCCCUGGAUGCCAAGACCUCCAGCCGCCUGGGCAUCCUCACUGUGGCAUACUACCUGUGGACCACCUUCGUGGCAGUCAUCGUGGGCAUCAUCAUGGUCUCUAUCAUCCACCCGGGGGGUGCGGCCCAGAAGGAGACGACAGAGCAGAGCGGGAAGCCCAUCAUGAGCUCGGCCGACGCCCUGCUGGACCUUAUCCGGAACAUGUUCCCAGCCAACCUGGUGGAAGCCACUUUCAAACAGUACCGUACCAAGACCACCCCCGUUGUCAAAUCCCCCAAGAUGGCAUCAGAGGAGGCCCCUCCUCGGCAGAUCCUCAUCUACGGGGUCCAGGAAGAGAACGGCUCUCAUGUUCAGAACUUUGCCCUGGACCUGACCCCGCCACCCGAGGUUGUUUACAAGUCAGAGCCUGACACCAUCGAUGGCAUGAACGUGCUGGGCAUCGUCAUCUUCUCUGCCACCAUGGGCAUCAUGCUGGGCCGCAUGGGGGACAAUGGGACCCCUCUAGUCAGCUUCUGCCAGUGCCUCAAUGAGUCCGUCAUGAAGAUUGUGGCGGUGGCUGUGUGGUACUUCCCCUUUGGCAUUGUGUUCCUCAUCGCCGGCAAGAUCCUGGAGAUGGACGACCCCACAGCAGUCAGAAAGAAGCUGGGUUUCUACGCGGUCACCGUGGUGUGUGGGCUGGUGGUCCACGGCCUCUUCAUCCUGCCCCUGCUCUACUUCUGCAUCACCAAAAAGAACCCCAUUGUCUUUAUCCGAGGCGUCCUCCAGGCCCUGCUCAUUGCCCUGGCCACCUCCUCCAGCUCAGCCACACUGCCCAUCACCUUCAAGUGCCUGCUGGAAAACAACCACAUUGACCGGCGGAUUGCCCGCUUUGUGCUGCCCGUGGGCGCCACCAUCAACAUGGACGGGACGGCGCUCUACGAGGCUGUGGCCGCCAUCUUCAUUGCCCAGGUCAACAACUAUGAGCUGGACUUCGGCCAGAUCAUCACCAUCAGCAUCACAGCCACAGCGGCCAGCAUCGGGGCAGCUGGCAUCCCCCAGGCUGGGCUCGUCACCAUGGUCAUCGUACUCACCUCCGUGGGACUUCCCACUGACGACAUCACCCUCAUCAUCGCCGUCGACUGGGCUCUGGACCGUUUUCGCACCAUGAUUAACGUGCUGGGUGACGCGCUGGCGGCAGGGAUCAUGGCCCACAUCUGCCGGAAGGACUUUGCUCAGGACACAGGCAUGGAGAAACUGCCGCCCCGUGAGACCAAGCCAGUGAGCCUCCAGGAGAUCGUGGCAACCCAGCAGAAUGGCUGUGUGAAGAGCGUGGCGGAGGCCUCAGAGCUGACCCUGGGCCCUGCCUGUCCCCACCACAUCCCUGUCCAGGUGGAGCAGGACGAGGAACCAGCUGCCACCUCUCUGGACCACUGCACCAUUGAGAUCAGUGAGCUUGAGACCAAUGUGUAGCCUGCAGAGCUGCAGGGGCCAGGGGAGGCCUCCAGGUCUAGGGGCCAAGGGCAGGAUCUCAACUCACUACUUUUCCGAGCACUCGACAGGAGCCAGGCUCACACACUCCUCCCACCCUUGAGAGGCCAGGAUUCGCCCCACAGGCCAGACAAUAGAGUCUCAGAAAGGGAAAGACUGCAUGUGGGAGCCCCAGCUGGAGAAUUAUGACCUGGCACAGCCAAGGCCCCAGCUAUGACAUUUCCACUGUGUUAACCUAUGAGGGUGGCAGCAGGGGCUAUAUGGUCCCACUUUCUGGAUCACAGAGUUGAGACCCCGUGAGCUGAAAACACUUGCCCCAGGUCUCAGGGCAGGUAACGUCAGGGCCGGGACUCUAACUCAAGUCUUCCAGGCCCUGGCCACUCUCUCCUGGAGGACAGGGGCCUGCAGGGCCAGAUGCCAAGGGUCUCUGCCCCUCUGCAGGAGCUCAGCAGCCACCACUGCCUUCAGUUUUUGAAGAUACAGCGAUGUUCUGGUUCUGCCCCAGCUGAGUCCCUGCCCAGGCCGGUCACCCUCCCUGUCCCAUAACACGUGGCCUCAGACAAACAGCCCUCCCUGAGGACAGCCCAGCCCUAGGCCAAGGCCCGCUGCCUGCCACGUGCCACAGCCUGUCCCGUCUCCCAUCAGUCUCACCAGUCGUGUCUCACAAAGCUCAGCCCAUGUGGAGACAGCAUGGCCUCAGAAGAGCUGCAGGGGCCCUUGGAUACGUCUGGGCCAGUCUCCCACAGGACAGGUGGGCCAGCCAGGACUGGGGAGGCAGGCUUGCCUGGGAUGCUUUAGUCAAGCUGCCCGUGGAGCCUUGGGGUCAGCACUCUCCAUGAGCCUGUGUGAUGAAGUGGUGUUAGAUUUUCUACUCCUUUCUGUGUUCGCAAAUUCAGUGAUAACUAAAUAAAGGUGUUUUGUUUUUCAA
Messenger RNA from Leopardus geoffroyi (Geoffroy's cat), 3088 nucleotides. RefSeq names its product solute carrier family 1 member 7 (gene SLC1A7). The transcript is spliced from 13 exons. Bases 235 to 2142 code for a protein of 635 amino acids. Gene Ontology annotation, molecular function: neutral L-amino acid transmembrane transporter activity; glutamate:sodium symporter activity; L-glutamate transmembrane transporter activity. Gene Ontology annotation, cellular component: plasma membrane. Lineage: Eukaryota; Metazoa; Chordata; Mammalia; Carnivora; Felidae. The record is from RefSeq and is a predicted model, not a curated record. Gene Ontology annotation, biological process: L-glutamate transmembrane transport.